This is a messenger RNA of Eruca vesicaria subsp. sativa (arugula), 516 nucleotides long. The record is from the annotation of a GenBank genome assembly. Lineage: Eukaryota; Viridiplantae; Streptophyta; Magnoliopsida; Brassicales; Brassicaceae.
AUGAGACGAGAAGGUCACCAACAUGGUAUAGUCAGGAUUUACCGGAUUCUUCCACCACCGCUUAACUCUAGAAUGGUCAACUCUCCAACCUCUGUAUUAUUGACCAAAAUGACCUCGAAACCGACCAGAGCUCACCGGAGAAUAGGGUCUGGCCAGGUGCAUUGGAUAAGAUCAAACGACAACCCUCAAUCCAGCUACAAACUGCCCACGUGUUGGAUCAUUACCGGACCCAGGUCUGUUUUGAAUCUUAACUGUUUACCGGACCUUAAUGGUACUGGCGAUGAAAAUGAAAGAGAUAAAGGAGUAGCUGAAGUUGAAACGAUGGAAAGAGAGAACGGACAUAACAGCGACAAAGAAGAUGGUGGUUCUCAUGACGAUGAUGAAAGCAUGAGUUUUUACGAUGUGGGGAUGAUGAUGAUGGAACAUGUGUUGGAUAACGAUGACGAAGAAGAUUGUUGGUGUAAGGUGCGAAAAAGAAAGAACGUGGAUCACUUUUUUUUUUGCAUAUUUCAGUGA